Messenger RNA from Entrophospora candida, 402 nucleotides. The record is from the annotation of a GenBank genome assembly. NCBI's taxonomy places the organism in Eukaryota, Fungi, Glomeromycota, Glomeromycetes, Entrophosporales, Entrophosporaceae.
AUGAACCAUAAUAAUAAUCAUUAUAAUCAAAACCAUAAUCAUAAUCAAAAUUGUAAUCAUAUUAAUAAUGGUUAUCCUGUUCCACUUUCUAAUGAACAACGAAACAUUAUUCCUCGACAUGCUACCGUCAGUAAUAAUCUAACGGGCAUUGUCAACAAUAAUAAUCAUUUAGCUGACCAUGGCUCAAUUAGUCCGAUGAACAUCACUCGUAUCAAUAAUCCGGCCAGUUUUACUACCAAUAAUAAUCUCACCGGCUAUUAUCACUCAGCUAAUAAUAAUUCUGUUGAUCAAAAUACUCAUUAUCAAGUCUCUGUUGAUAAUGAUUUCUUUCGUCAAAACUCUAAUAAUUUCUUUGGAAAAUCAACUGAUUCUCAUGGCAGUUCAGCUUCAGAAUAUUGUUAA